Molecule: messenger RNA, 1797 nt
Organism: Mytilus californianus (California mussel)
Lineage: Eukaryota; Metazoa; Mollusca; Bivalvia; Mytilida; Mytilidae
Product: E3 ubiquitin-protein ligase TRIM71-like
Exons: 3
Coding region: 68-1732 (554 amino acids)
Molecular function (GO): zinc ion binding
Source: RefSeq, a predicted model, not a curated record
UUCAGACAUCUUGAAUCGGCAAAGGGUUGUGGCAGUGAUUCUUGGAGCAUCGGAUAUUACUAUUUAAAUGGCUACAGCGAGUUUUUGUGAUCCAUGCACUGAGGCCAAUUCGUCAGUAUCAGCAACAAAAUAUUGCUCCGACUGUGAAGAGCGACUUUGCCCAGACUGCGCUGAGUCACAUACCCGUUUCAAGGCAUUCAAGUCUCAUCAUGUUAUCGAUUUGUCGUCUGUCGAUUCAAAUAUCCCUAUAUCUGCGAAAAAAAUCUGCAACGUCCAUCCAGAUAUGCUUUUGGAUUACUACUGCAAAGAUCAUGAUAUCGUUUGCUGUAGAGCCUGCAUUCCUAAAGACCACAGGAAAUGUGAAAACGUUCUGCCAUUAGAACAUGCCUCGAAAGAUGUCAAAAAGUCUGCAUUGUUCACCGACAUAAUGGCGGACAUAAAUCAUCUUAUUACAACCUUAAAUGAUUUACACGAUAACAGAGAAUCGAACUUACAAUCUCUGGCGCAAACUAAAUCUGUAAUGACCAAACAGAUCCGUGAAGUCAAAUCUCGAUUAUUGAAACAAAUAGAUGAUCUAGAACGCAAUCUUCAUGCCGAACUGUCAUCUCUCCAACGUAAACACGAGAUCGAAAUCAGUAAACAAAAAGAGGAAAUAUCACAAGUUUUGGACAAAUUAAAAGAAAACGAGAACGAAAUUUAUUUCCUGAAAGAUUAUGGAUCUGAUAGUCAGCUGUUUCUAUGUUUGCAUCAACAAGUAAUAAAUAGUCAAAGUGCCGAAGAGAAAGUUCAGAAGCUUGUAUCCAGGUCACAAGAAAUCAAUAUAACAUUCGAUGAAAAGAAAGUUAUAACGAUUGACUCUUUCGGAUCACUGUUAGAGACUUUAAACUCGUGUCAAGUUCAAUACAUAACAAAGAAACUUCAGCAGGCCCAGAUCAAGGUAGAAGCAACAAAAACGAUAUUUGGAUUCGAAAAGGAUACGGAAUUAAAACUUAAAACUGGGAUUACAUAUGUUCUUAGAGAUUUAGCAAUCACAGAUGAUAAUAAGCUGCUCCUUACAAAUCAUUCAUUAUCAGAUCCGAAACUCUAUGUCUAUAGAGACUGUAAAGAUUAUGAAACCGAAAUAACCUUUUCCGCUGCUCUAUUUGGUGUUGCUGUGAUACCUGGUACUGACUGUGCUAUUGUUACACUUCCUGCCGAAAACUCUAUUCAAUUCAUAAAGACUAAACAGAUGACAACGAGCGACAAAGUUAACGUUGGAUUAAGAUGUUUCGGUAUCACUGCUAGCCGCGAUCGAAUUUACAUUAGUGGUCAAGGUGGUAUUAUCAAAACAUUAGACAUCAAUGGAACCGUUCUAAAAUAUAUGCAACAAACAUCCGAAAAUCUUUACUUCAUGCUAUACGAUGAUAGUCAUGACCACUUGAUAGUUCGAUAUAACAACAAACUACUUUGUAUCAAAUUAGAUGGAACUCAUGUAUACAGUAAGGACACUUCAUCGGUAACAGGAGUAAUUCUUGAUAGACAAGGUUAUGUUUAUUUCGGGGGCUAUUACACACACAACAUACAGAGAAUGUCUUCAGAUUGGACAAAAUGCGAGACAAUGCUGAACCGAGACGAUGAAAUUGACCAUCCUUAUGGAAUGUGUUUAAACAAUGACUUCACAAAACUGUUUGUUAUUAAUAACGGUUGUAAAUCUGUAUUUGUGUAUAAAUGCAAAACAUUGACAAAUGAAUAACGAACUCGUGAAUCUAUACAUUUCUUGUUUGUUAUAAUAGAUGAAUAAAACUAAAUUGUUUAGUA